AUGGAAACGAAAAUGUUUGGGGGUUUGCCAGAGUUGGGGAUAUCGAACGGCGAGGACCUGAAAGAAACUCUCACCAACUGCACCGAACCACUGAAAGCCAUUGAUCAAUUUCAGAUGGAAAAUGGCAUUUUGUUGCCAACUCUACAGUCCGCCCUUCCUUUUCUGGAUCUACACGGAACACCCCGAUUGGAGUUUCACCAGUCAGUCUUUGAUGAACUUCGGGAAAAGUUGAUGGAGCGAGUGGCUACUAUUGCUGAAGGCAAGGAGGAGGACAGAUAUGGAAAGCUUGAAGAAUUACUGGAGAAAAGCUUUCCACUGGUCAAAAUGCCAUCCAUUCAACCAGUGGUGAUGCAAGUGCUGAAACAUUUACCCAAGGUACCUGAGAAGAAACUAAAGAUGGUCAUGGCUGACAAGGAGCUUUACAAGGUGUGUGCUGUGGAAGUAAAAAGGCAAAUCUGGCAGGACAACCAGGCCUUAUUUGGGGACGAGGUUUCACCUCUCCUAAAGCAAUAUAUUGUUGAAAAAGAAGCAGCUCUAUUUAGCAGCGAUCUCUCUAUUCUACAUAAUUUCUUCAGCCCAUCUCCAAAAAUGAGACGUCAAGGCGAGGUGGUCCUGAAGCUGACCCAGAUGAUUGGGAAGAAUGUAAAACUUUAUGAUAUGGUUUUGCAGUUUUUGCGAACAUUGUUCCUACGGACCCGAAAUGUCCACUACUGUACUCUAAGAGCAGAACUGCUUAUGUCUCUUCACGACUUGGACAUAAGUGAAAUCUGCUCUGUUGACCCCUGCCACAAGUUCACUUGGUGUUUAGAUGCCUGCAUUCGUGAGAAGUUCGUGGAUGGAAAGCGGGCAAGAGAGUUGCAAGGGUUCUUAGAUGGGGUCAAGAAAGGACAAGAGCAAGUUCUUGGGGACUUGUCUAUGAUCCUGUGUGACCCAUUUGCUUCCAACACCCUGGUGCUGACAAUCAUGAGAAACCUACAAGAGCUUCUUAGCCAGGAUGCUUUACCUAGGGAUAGUCCUGAUCUGAUGUUGCUUCUGAGGAUGCUUUCUCUUGGUCAAGGAGCCUGGGAUAUGAUUGACAGUCAAGUGUUUAAAGAACCUCGUUUGGAUUUGGACCUUAUGACCCGCUUUCUGCCUGCCAUGAUGUCAGUGGUUGUGGAUGACCACACUUUCAGUGUAGAACAGAAACUUCCCAGUGAAGAAAAGACCUCAGUCUCCUAUCCUACAACUUUGCCAGAUGCCUUUACCAGAUACCUGCAGGAGAACAGAGUGGCCUGUGAAAUGGGUCUUUACUACAUUCUUCACAUCGCCAAGCUGAGAAACAAGAAUGCCUUACAAAGGUUGCUGCCUGCCCUAGUGGAGACUUAUAACGAUAUGGCUUUUGGUGACAUUUUCCUGCACUUGCUUACCGGACACCUCACGCUGCUCUCAGAUGAGUUCGUCGGAGAAGAAUUUUGUUUAGUUGUUUUUGAUGGCUUCCUGUUGACUACUUUUUCCAGUAAAGAAAACGUCCACAGACACACUCUACGUAUGCUCCUGCAUCUCCAUCAUAAGGUGUUGCCUUCAUAUAUGGAAACUUUGAUAAAAACUUUGGAACCUCCAAAACAGAGUAGUGAUCCUGUGAAGGAGUUACACAGCCAACUCAUAGAGAAGAUAGAAGCCCAGAAGAAGAGUCCUCCAAUGCCUGAAGAAACUCCAUCCCUGGAUCUCAGCCUUCACCCUGUAAAUGUUCCCACCACAGCCUCCACCCCAACUACACCUCUCUGA
This is a messenger RNA of Nerophis lumbriciformis (worm pipefish), 1764 nucleotides long. The record is from RefSeq and is a predicted model, not a curated record. Lineage: Eukaryota; Metazoa; Chordata; Actinopteri; Syngnathiformes; Syngnathidae.